AUGUCUAAGGUUAAUAAGGAAGGUGCCCAACAGACAUCUCUUCUUGAUGUGCUCAAGAAGAAGAUGCGUCAGGCCCGUGAGGAGGCCGAGGCCGCUAAGGAUGAGGCUGAUGAGGUCAAGAGACAGCUCGAGGAAGAGCGUAAGAAGCGUGAAGACGCUGAGGCCGAAGUAGCUGCCUUGAACCGUCGUAUUGUGCUUGUGGAAGAGGAUUUGGAGCGUACGGAGGAGCGCCUGAAGGUUGCAACACUGAAGUUGGAAGAAGCAUCGAAAGCUGCUGAUGAGGCUGAACGUGCCCGUAAAUCUAUGGAAACCCGCUCUCAACAAGAUGAGGAAAGAGCCAACUUCUUGGAAACCCAAGUGGAUGAAGCCAAGGUUAUCGCUGAAGAUGCCGAUCGCAAAUACGAAGAGGUCGCCCGUAAGUUGGCUAUGGUUGAAGCUGAUCUUGAGAGAGCUGAGGAACGUGCCGAAGCCGGAGAAAACAAGAUCGUCGAACUCGAGGAAGAACUUCGUGUUGUUGGUAACAACUUGAAAUCUCUCGAAGUAUCUGAAGAGAAGGCUCUCCAACGUGAGGAUUCCUACGAAGAGCAAAUCCGCACCAUCUCUGCCAGACUGAAGGAGGCUGAGACCCGUGCUGAAUUCGCUGAGCGCUCCGUUCAAAAGCUCCAGAAGGAAGUUGACAGACUUGAAGACGAGCUGUUGUUGGAGAAGGAACGUGUCCGUAACCUAACCGAAGAAAUUGAACAAACUGUUCAGGAGAUUCAGGGAUCAUAA
Molecule: messenger RNA, 771 nt
Organism: Auanema sp. JU1783
Lineage: Eukaryota; Metazoa; Nematoda; Chromadorea; Rhabditida; Rhabditidae
Source: the annotation of a GenBank genome assembly